Messenger RNA from Hypoxylon trugodes, 3781 nucleotides. RefSeq lists its product as uncharacterized. The transcript is spliced from 4 exons. Lineage: Eukaryota; Fungi; Ascomycota; Sordariomycetes; Xylariales; Hypoxylaceae. Gene Ontology annotation, molecular function: DNA-binding transcription factor activity, RNA polymerase II-specific; zinc ion binding; RNA polymerase II cis-regulatory region sequence-specific DNA binding. The record is from RefSeq and is a predicted model, not a curated record. The coding region runs from base 1 to 3318 and encodes 1105 amino acids. Gene Ontology annotation, biological process: DNA-templated transcription; regulation of transcription by RNA polymerase II. Gene Ontology annotation, cellular component: chromatin.
AUGACGAGUUUGCAGUAUAUUAUGGAUGUGGACGAUGAAGAGAGCACCCCUCACAUAAAUAAAGACGAUGGCGGCUCCAUAAACCCCGGGCCAUCUCGUAGUCAAGAUCCUUCCCGUGCGGCAACGUCGAGCCAUGAAAAGUCUAAAGAUCAAGACGAUAGAUUAACUCCAGCCCCAACUAGACGCCGCGGUCCUUCAGGUCGCUCAUCCAAAUCCACCGCUGCCGCCUCGUCAUCGUCCUCAUCAACACCAGCAGCAGCAACAACAACAGUAUCUUCAUCAUCAUCUUCGGCCCGCCCGGCGCUUAUGAGUAGGCGGAGCACUACUAGUUCUGAAUCGAUGGAUCCGUACGGAAGUCACGCUCAAGGUUCAUCAUCUGGAGGAGGCAUGUCAUCGUCCGGUAUGCCUUCGAGGCCAAUAGGAAACUCUCCGGGUGAUGGAACCCUUCCAGUCAAGUUAACUCCUAUCACUGGCCGUGUUAGUAGGGCGAAGAAGGGGAUGCCGGUCCACGUAUGUGAAACGCGCCACCAACUGAGCCAUAAGACUCCUGGAUUCCCGUGUACUUUUGGUGGCUGUGACAAAUCAUUUCACAGGGCCGAUCUACUUGCGCGCCAUGCCCAGAGGCAUGAACAAGGCGAUGGAUCGUCGAGGGGAACAGGUGGAGGUGUUAGUCGGCCAACGUCUGCGGGCUCCUUAGGUGAAGGAGCAUCUGGAAUGAGUUAUUUGCCUCAUAAUCCUUCACCAAUGAGUGGAGGUGCAGGAUCUCGCUCCGGAAUGACUGGUCAGUCCGAGAUGUCCUCAGGGACAUCCUACCCGAGCAAUUUGCCUCCCUAUCAGCAAAUGGGUGGUUCGAGUAGCACCAGUGGGCAGACCCCAAUGUCUCCUUCACAACAUGGUGAGAGCUACCAGUCGGGCUCUAACCCCCCUACCCAAGGCCAGAGUUAUGUGCUGUCCAACCAGAUGCCUAUCAUGACCAACCCAACCUCAAGUAUUGGGGGCUCUCCAGUUACAGGUACAUCUUUUGGGCCUAUGGAUUACCAACCUCGUACAUCUUCUCCUUCUUAUUCCUAUUUGAUGGACACUUCCGGGGCCUAUUCCCAAAAUCUACCUAGCUUGACAAUACCUGACAGUAUUCCUCCAGGUCUUGUCCCUGCUGGCCACGACGGCUCCCCUUGGCCAUCAUCCGCUUCUGCUACGGAAAGCACCUACUCUACACCAUCAGACAUGGAGAUCAACCGCCGGGGUGGUCUCGCUGGCGGUUACGGAUCACCGGCAUCGGACUGGCACGGUGGCCUCUACUCUAGUGCCUCCCAUAAUAUACAAAGCCCUGACGUUGGACUGGACCCCCUUCCCACUUCCGCAUCCUUCUACGCGACGCAAUUCUCCCCCACGGCGGCGCCAAACCUUGACCAAGGCCUAGGCCUUCCUAUGUUCUCAGACGAGCAAUCUUUCGUCGAACACUCACAACAAUACCACCCCUAUUCUUCAGUUCGUAGUCCGACCCCACCGACUAUCUCACUGUCCGCUCAAUCGGCUGAAACUCUAGUCACCCUUACAGCCCCAACCAUUUCAGACGCAGCGUCGGCGGGGGGUCGCCAGAAAGGAUCGACGGUGCUCCUGGGACCACUCCAGGGUACCGCCUUUCUAACUGUUAACUCCCUGUCACCGCACGUCCGGAAUGCCAUCCCGAAGUAUCUCGAUCUGUACUGGAAGCGCUUUGACACGCUCGUCCCAUUGGUCCACCACAAGAGCAUUAAAACCGCCGCCGACGGGGUUCUGCGUUGUGCCAUGGCUGCCGUGGGCACACAGUUCCUCCAAGGUAAGGAUGAUCGCAUUAGAGGCAACGAGUUGCAUGAAUUUGCUUGGAAAGAGGUCAAGACUUGUACGCAGUGGAACCUCGAAAUCAUGCAAGCGAUCAUCCUUUGCGAGUUUUAUUCGCGAUUUCGUGGACGCAGCGCUCAAAGGAGCUCGUCGGAGCCCUUCCAGUCCCUUUACUCUCGGGUAAGCUUACAACCUCAUUUCUAUUCUUCUUCCCCUCACUCUUGUUGGCUCUCUCAUAUACUCUAUUUUCAGGAUCAUCUUUUUAGUUCUGUUUUAUCUUCUUCUACUCGCCAGUCGUAUCAAUACUCAACAUAUUCUUCCUUACAGAUGGCCGAUCACUACCAACAUAAGCCGGACGCUUUUACUUUUACUUCCUCGACGCGUAACGAAAGCUGGAAUGAAUGGAUCGAACACGAAUCACGACGUAGACUCCUUGCCGCUUGUUUUGUUUUGGAUAUUCAUACAUCCGUGUACUACCAACAACAUUUCUUAUUACCAUUUCCUAUGUCGAUACCCCCUGUUCCCUUAAUUAAACCAACCGAAGACCUCUGGGACGCCCAAACACCCGAAGCAUGGAAACUUGCCAUGGAACGGAUGGCGAAUAAUACGGAACCCCUUAGCCUAUCUGACGAGCUGCCUACCGCGGAACAGACGGCUAACGCACCACCCCUCGACAACGCCGUAAUCUUAACUGCAGAAGCCCUCCGACUGCCUAGGCGUUCUAGCCCUUCCAUAUUAGACCUCACAGCAGAGGUGGAUCUUACUUGCACAGAGCGAAUCAGCAAAUUAUUUCAAGGUUCUGGCGCUGGCAACACUUAUCUGGCCUUACAUUACACACCUCUUCAUGACCUGCUCGCGGUCAGCGGUGAGACCUGGCUCUUUUCAAAGAAGAUACAGUCACCUGAUGUCUUCGAGCAACAUAGGAGACGCCUCCAGAAAUGGUGUGGUAGCCUCCACGCUGGUGCCGCUGUCGGAUUCGCCGCCAAGGCCCUCAUAGCUUACCUUUCUAACCUCAACCACACUAAUGAUAAUAUACUAAAUACAGCUAUUUCACCUUCAGACCCCGAAGAAGAGGAUGGGGGCCAGGGCCGAGAUAGAAGCUGGAACAUGAUGGAUCUCUCAGAUUAUUGGGCGGUAUACGUGUGCGCACUUAUCUGCUGGGCGCAUGGACACCGCACGAUACGUGGCUCAUCUGGCUCUGGCCCUGGGUCUGAUCAUACCUCUUCUACACCUUCCCAUCAUCAUAACCGCCGCCACUCUAAUGUUAAUACCGGGGACAAAGGGGAACGGGAAGCGAUGAAUUGGCUCAAAAUGGUAUCCGACCUGAGCCCCGAAAAAGCGCUCAAAGCGCAAGGUCGGAAGGAGACCAUGACCAUCGUUAGCAUGAUAAGGAGGAGACUCGAGGACGAGGCAGUGGGCGGCAAAAGUCGACUACUCGUCGACGCCAUGUGGACGUUGAAGAAGCUCGAGGAACGUGCCAAUCAUAAAUGGUUUUAAUUGGGAUUUAGAGGCAGGGAGACCAAAAGAAAAAAAAAAAAAGAUAUCGGAAGACAGAAUUCAGGGAUAUGAUAUGGAUGGAUGAUGGUACAAUUUCCUAUUCUUCCCCCUUUUUUUUCCUUGUCAUUUUUUUCUUUCUCUUCUUAUUCCUGUAUUUCUAAUUUCCUGUUUUCUUCUUCUCCUCUUCUUGUAUUCCCUUUUCAAUUCUCACUUUCACUUUCUUCAGAAAAUUUUAUACGGUCUUGGCUUUUCUUCUUCUCGUUUUCAUUCUGAUCUCAUCAUCCAUUUCUCUGCUUGUGUCCUUUCUUUUUCUAUUCUCUAUACUCUCUCUUAGUCUGUGUUGCUUGUAUAACUAUUUUCUAGACUUCGCGGGUGGUGAGGAGUUCUAGAGAUACACCUGUACUAUUUACGACGCAUUUCAAAAGGCAAGACAAAACGGGGCGAUGGCGACGGCGGCAGGGGG